Molecule: messenger RNA, 4446 nt
Organism: Halichondria panicea
Lineage: Eukaryota; Metazoa; Porifera; Demospongiae; Suberitida; Halichondriidae
Product: ubiquitin carboxyl-terminal hydrolase CYLD-like
Exons: 10
Coding region: 121-4314 (1397 amino acids)
Biological process (GO): protein K63-linked deubiquitination; protein phosphorylation
Cellular component (GO): cytosol
Molecular function (GO): K63-linked deubiquitinase activity; ATP binding; cysteine-type deubiquitinase activity
Source: RefSeq, a predicted model, not a curated record
UUGUGAACGGGAAAGGGAUACAUGUAUAAUUUCUUACAUUCUUUGAUUAAUUAAAUGUUAAUUGUUUUGAGGUUUGACCAUCUGGUAUAGUGAACUCACAGAGAUAGAGAAAGCUAAUUUAUGGCUCGGGCUAUAACUCCUGACUACUUGUUCCUUCUAAGGAAGGAAACCCAAGGAGAGGAGGCUCCAGGGAUGUUCUGGUGGCUCAUGUACAGUCCACAACCGGUUCAAGUAGUACAAGGUGAAUUGCUUGCUCUAAUUCCUCCACAAGAGAUGACUACACGCUAUGAUAAAACACCACCUCACAACUUUCGCACCAAGAAAAACCCCAGUGUCACACUGUACAGUAUAAAAGAUGACGUAUCUCCAGUAUAUGGCAAAGAGCUACAGCUUUUGGAAGCCAUCAAGAAGCCAUGCGAUCGAUUCACUGUGCUCACUGAGGACAAUAAGCUGGAAUGGGGUGGCAGGCUGAAGAUAGGUGACCAGGUCUAUGUGAGGCUCCCCACAAGUGCACCCACCUGGUCUGCUGGUGUAUUGAGACAUGUUGGACCUAUGCAUAUGGCGUCAUUACCAGGGAGGAACUUUGGAGUGGAGAUUACAGAUUCUCGUCAUCUAAAAAAAGGCAAUAGUAACGGUCUCUUUAGGCGGUACAGAUAUUUCAAGUGUGAUAGAAACUGUGCUGUCUUUGUGUCUCUGGAUAAGCUUGCUGCUAAACCACCUCACCAAGAGCCUGAAACAACUCACUUAUUCAAAGCUAAAGCUGGUCAACAUUUAGCUGUCCCUGAGGACCGAGAGGAGUUUGCCAAUCCCCAGGAUAAAAAGCACACUGCGAAUAUUAACUCAGCAGAGCUUGAUCAGAUAAGAGCUGCAUUAAAUGAAGACAUAGACCUAUCGAAGCAAAAGGAACUGUUGGAUGCUUUCAAUAAGGACUCGAAGAAGAAAGCUCAGCAAAACGAAUCCAAAAUAAAUGUCCAACAACCUUCAGGGCAAGCAAGAGGUCACUUGAUUAAAAAGCAACACUCAUGGCAUCCUGGAAGUGAUCACACCUUAUAUGGUGAAAGAAAGGAAUCCCCACAGAGAUCUGCUACAAAAAUUCCAGUAGAACAUGAGAGGGCACUUCCCAUACACGCACAUUCCAUACAAAGGGGGCCUAGAAGUUACGCAAGAACUUAUUCCCAACCGCUUACAAAUCAAGACUACAACGCCUCAGUAGAAAACUCCAACCCCUACAACCAAAUGGCCCCACAAAACACUGGAGAGCCAGACUAUGUUAACAGAGACACAGUGGAUCAAGACUCAAGAAGUCAACAAAAUCAACCGCUUCGCCUAAACCAAUGGCAAAGUAACCCUGUGUACCCACAACAACCUGGUGCUGAGCACUAUCAAAAAACGGAUCAGGAAAUACCGUCUGGUCCAGAAUAUCCGAAUAUCCAACACCCUGGAGUCAAAAAACGUCAGUCUCAUCAUGAUGCUCCACCACAAGUACCUCAAGACAACGCCUUGGUAAGAAGCUCCAACCCAUACAAUCUGGCAGUGGAUUCAACUGUUCAAGUGGCCUCUGCGAACCCGAAUGACCCCCAGCACUAUGAAGUGAUAAAGGGGACUGGAACUGUAGAUGGAGUGGACGGUCAGGUGACUGGGAUUGAAGUGGUAGGUAUAUCAUUAUUUUGCUUAAUCAUUUCCUCACAGGAGGACUACAUGGAAUGGUGUACUGACGGAACAUUUAAAGCCACAGGAGAGAAGCACUUCACCUGUAACUUUGAAAGAGGAAUGCAUUUCCCACAGGCUAGCCUUUGCCCCCACCAAAGGGUUGGACCUGUCUCUACACCACAAGCUGAACAUGCUGCAUCAUCACAUCGUGAUCAAAAUCCUAUACAAGUCCCAAUGGAGGAACAAUUGGACCGAUUCAUUGACGACCCCACUGAGCAAAUGAUGAGGUACAUUGGAAACAGCCGUGGUAUCCAGGGUCACCAAAACUCUUGCUACCUGGACUCUACUCUUUUUGGAUUGUUUGCCCUCAGUGACAUUUUUGACACUGUGUUCCUAGCACCAGACCAAUCCAUCAUCACUGACCAGAACAGGAAACGUGUUGUCAACCUACUGUGGAAGGGAAUCGUUAAUCCUCUCAGAAAGAAUGGUGUGGUGAGGUUUGAGUCAGUGAUGAAGAUGAGAAAUGCUUUGGACGAACUCGGGAAAAUGGAGGGAAUCACUGAGAAGAAGAAAGAUCCUGAGGAAUUUUUAAACACGCUCUUCAAACAUGUGCUUUACACGAAGCCAUUCAUCUCCAUCAGGCGUCCGCUUGGUGUGGAGCAAGAGUUCUUUGUCCAACUGUUUGUUGAGUAUGAUCCAAACCUCAGACUACCAAACGUGGGAGACCUACUCAGGAGAAUGUUCACAGAACAACGCAUCUCAUUCACAAAAGUUCCCUCAAAACUUCUGAUUCAAGUUUCUCGGUUUGGAAGAGAAAUCCCAACAUACAAGAAGAUUGUUCCAGAGCUGAAACUGAACAUCAGAGAGUUGACUGACACCUACAAAAAAGCUCCACCCUGCCUUUCUUGUGGGGAGGAGUCAGCUAUCAAGUGUGAGAUUUGUGGUUUUCUCAGUCAGCAACAGUUUACCCACUACUGCCAGCGCUGCUCAGACCUAUUCCACAAUCCUUCCUACAAAGACAAAGUGCAACACAGACUAACUGCUGUUGUUGUUACUGCUACUCCAGGGGAUGAUCCUGGCCUGGCUGAGUUGGACCUCCUCUCUGUGAUCUGCAUUGAGACCAGUCACUACGUCUGCUUCACUAGAGACCCAAGAGAUAAAAACCCAAAAAAGUGGAUCUUUUUGGACAGUAUGGCCGACAGACAAUUUGACACGUACAACAUUCCACGUGUGACUGACUGCACUCGUGAGCUGAAUGAGUGGGUGUAUGAGGGAGACCAGGACAGGUUGAUCAACACACCACCAAGAAAGCUACCAGAGUUGGUCCGACGGUUCACUCAAGACAUCUACAUGUGUGUCUAUGUUCAGCCUGAUAUUGCCAUGUAUGGAGAUGGUGAUGAAGCUUCAACUUCAGUUAAGGAGUUGACUGCAGUCAGUGUUGUCCCAACAAUGUCCGAGGAGAGCAAGGAUGACAUCGUUGAGGAGCUUAAACAAGAAAUCACUUCUCUUCAGGUAGAAAACAGAAAUCUUCAACAGAGAAUCGAAACCAAUCAGGCCGAGCAGUCUCAACAUAUCCAACUAUUGGAAGCUGAAAAGCAACAGUUGUUACAACGAUACAAUGAGCGAGAACGUACCACCUCUCAAGAAAUGGCCGAGAAAGAAGAGCAAAUACAACAUCACAAAAUGGAAAAGCAACAAUCAGAUAAUGAAAAGCUCGAACUGGAAAGGCGGAAGAAGUACCACAAAGCUCAAUCAAAGCGCUACCAACAACAGGCUCAGGACAUGCAACGAAGGCUAGAGGUGGCAGAAAGUAAAACAAGUCAGUCAAAGUUUUCUAAGCUCCAAAUUCCGCGACUAGACCAAGACUCGUGGAAUGUACGAAGACAUGAAGUUGUGUUACAAGACAAGCUAGGACAUGGUGCUUGGGGAUCAGUGUGUCGAGGGCUGUUCUGUGGUCAGCAAGUAGCAGUAAAGUGUGCACACACAAAAAUACUCCACAAAAACACGAUUGAUCAGCUCAAGAGAGAGAUUCGAAUCAUGGCUCAUGUUCAACACCCCAACCUGGUGCGACUGAUUGCUGCUGUAGUGGACGCUGGUGUGGAGAGAGGUACUGACUCACCUCUGCUUGUUCUGGAGUUUCUUGACACUGACCUUCGAUCCGCUUACGAAACGAAAAUUGUCAAUUUCCAAAAGGAUGCUUUGUUAUCGAUAUUUCGAGAGGUGGCUUAUGCCCUCCACUACCUUCACGAGUAUCAAGAGCCCAUCAUCCACCGUGAUGUGAGUGCUCCCAACGUCCUCCUCCAGCAAAUACACCCAGGAGUUUGGAAGGCAAAACUAUCUGACUUUGGAUCAGCCAAUCUGGUCAAGCACAGUAAAACACCGGCCCCUGGAGCUAUAAUCUACUCUGCCCCUGAAACCUUCCCGUCAAGGGUUGUUCAGAAACAAACAACAAAGAUUGAUGUGUACAGCUACGGCUACCUUCUCGUUGAGGCCAUUGCCAAAGAAAUGCCUUCCGAUGAUGAAAAGGAAACAUUGUUGCUCAAAAUCAAGACUGAGUGGGUGGACAUGUACAACGUAAUAACGGCAUGCACUGCAUACGAGCAAGAGGACAGACUCACAAUGACUCAAGUCCUUGAAAAACUCAAUAAGCUACCUUCUCACUAACAAUAACAAUUGUGUGUUUGUGCAUAGUAUAGUGUAGUAACAGGAGUUAACUACUCAGCAGUUUUUAGCGUGUGUGCAUUUAGAAUGAUCACGAUGAUAUCCUCUGGAAUAUUGCGUGGGCGUGUCUUGUAA